Messenger RNA from Symbiodinium sp. CCMP2592, 2241 nucleotides. The record is from the annotation of a GenBank genome assembly. NCBI's taxonomy places the organism in Eukaryota, Dinophyceae, Suessiales, Symbiodiniaceae.
AUGGGCGGUGUCUAUGGGGGUUUGGACUCGUCUACGCUGCUGCGGGUGGAAGAUGCCGCGCACGAAGAGGUGGCACGCGCCGCCUUCAGAGCCUUUAGGGCCUUCUGCAGGGAGUACGACCUCAAAGCCAAGCUGAUCAGCAACAAGUACACCGUGACCGAUUUGCGGGCGAUGGACACACAGGGUCAGCCGACAGAUUUUGCGGUGUGGGUCUCACAAAGAAGCAUGAAUCAGUGGAAAAAGGUCACAGGUGAGAGUCGGGAGACAGUCCCGAGGCACCGACUCUGGCGGCAUUUCGUCCGGGAGGUGCAAGAGUGCCGAUUUGGCAGAGCUGAGCCUGCUGAGAACAAUGACGUGCCCGAUGGCUCCGACGUCGAGGAGGUUGCUGCUGAAGGCGACACUCGAAUGGAGAUCCCUGCAGAUGUUCGCGAGGCUGUUUGCACACUGCACCCGAAGACAAACAUGUUGGCAGGGCUCUUGUGCGACCAUGGCCUGAUGUGCCGAGUGCGCGCUGCGUGCUUGGUGGAUAGAAAGGACAUGGAGGCGCUGCUGCAGGCGUCCGAAGAGAAAGACAAGUUCUGGAGCUCAGAGGGCCUUCGACAGCAACUUGCAAGCGUAGUCGCAGCCGUCGACGUGACCGGCGGCGGCCAGAGCGGAGAAGAGGCUGUGCGCCUCGUCUCCCUCGUCCACUUCUUCGGGCGCCUGGACUCGGAUCAGGGAAUCAGAGGAUUGCGGCUCGUCGAAAAGAAAGAUAUCCCGCACUCCGGCGUCGAAGUUCGACGAGGUGAAGGUGAAAGCGACUUGAUUCCGGUGCUGCGAAUUCGUGCCAAGCAAGAUCGAGACGGACACCAAGGAAUCGGGAGGAUCCAGCAAAUCAUUGAUUUGCAGCUGGUGUGUCGAACAUGCGCUUUCACUUGCACGAAUCCCUCUUGCCGUCAGAUUGUCAAGCUGACUGAGAUGUAUGUCUACCGCCUUCAGCAGCCUCUGCCAGCCCCACGGCAGAAGGCCGCCAACAACGCCAGGAGGCGCGCACUGCGGGUGGCCAAGCGCUCGGUACCUGUUCGGCGGCGAGUGCAUCUCGUUUCACGUCGAGCACACCGGCUUAGGGAUGUCCCCGCGUCCUCUCCGCGUACCGGGUGGGUUGAGCCGCCACCAGUUCCUGGACCGGGUGAGCGGAAACGAGAGCAAGUCGUUGACCGCCUUCGCUUGCGUCUCGUCAGUCGACGUGCAACACAGCUUAUCGAAGCGCUCGAGCGGCGGCAUGGUGAGCGAUGGUCCGAACAUGUGAAAGCAGGUGGUUUCCACGUCGAUGAGGCCAUGCGACGCAUUUGCGAGGCCUUCCAACUGCGGCCCGAACUGGAGCGGCAGGUUCUUGCUUUGGCCCGGCGCCGCGCGCAGGGCUGGCAGGCAGCCUCGGAAUGCUCUGCGUCCCCGAGCGGCAGCGACGGCGAACAGCCGGCCAUGCCGUCCAGGCCGGGGCCCUUGCACAAGUUGGUCCUGGUGGAACACAGCUUCGAAGAUGGCCCAGGCUCAACCAGGUCGACGGCCUCGACAGCAUCCUUCGGAUCGCUCUCAUCACCUUCCGAAGAUGAGGCCACACUAAAAGAUCCUAGCGAUCUGCCGUGGCAAGAGAUUGAUUGGUUGAUGGAUUCAACUCAACGACAUUGCCUCGAUGGCGGGCCAAAACUGGGAAGGGCUCCCUGGCUGCAGCGUGCUUUGCGCACGCUGGACUUGGAUCCGCCUGGCGCGAGGUGCGCGACGCCGCCGGCGCCGGCGAGAGAGGCUGCGCUGGUGUCUCACCCAGUUGACUCACAGGGCGAGGAGGAGGACGAAGAACUCAGUCGCAAGCUGGUCACAGCCAUCAUCAACGCGGAGCGCCAUGCGGAGUUGUCCGAGACCUUGCAAGAGGUCCUCGGAGAUGAAGGCGGUGUUGACGAUGAUGACGACAGAGGGCCGCGGCGACAGCGAAGCAUCGAUUUCCAAGACUCCGACAUCCGCUUUUUUGUCAUCGACCCUCAGGGCGAGGCGAUGGGCGAAGAGUACUGUCGGGCCUUGCAAACCAAGGCUUUUGACGGCCCCAGCGGACACAAAGCCCGGAAAGCCUCCUGCUCAGAUGAGGGCUUUGACUCCUCCGACGACGAGAGUGACGAGGAGGAGGAAGACUGGAAAGACCAGUGUGACGAAAUGGCCGACUUGAUGGGCCAGCAGCGUCAGAUGGUUUUAUGGUCGGGAUCUUGGUAG